Molecule: messenger RNA, 1061 nt
Organism: Perkinsus marinus ATCC 50983
Lineage: Eukaryota; Perkinsozoa; Perkinsida; Perkinsidae
Product: carbon catabolite repressor protein, putative
Exons: 1
Coding region: 1-963 (320 amino acids)
Molecular function (GO): 3'-5'-RNA exonuclease activity
Source: RefSeq, a predicted model, not a curated record
AUGUCGCAAGUGCAGCACUUGAAAGUGAUGCAAUACAACAUUCUCGGUCGCCACUUUGCCUUCUCCAAGUACUUCAGCUAUGCAUGGCCUUACCUUGGUGGGUCGAAGGCCAAGAACUUUUGCCCAGCUGCGAAGGAUGCCCCUCAACUCCCCACCCUGCUCGAUUGGAACAUGCGACUGCCAAUGCUCGUGAAGACCUGCCUGGAGUCUAGUGCUGAUAUCCUCUGUCUCUGUGAGAUGGAUUCUUAUGAAGAUUUCCGUCAAGCUCUCGGCUCAUACUAUGACGGCUAUUUCGCUCCACGUGCAGGAGGACGUGAUGAUGGGUCUGCUAUCUUCUGGAGGAGAUCUAUCCUGAAAUUGAUGAGUGCGAAGACACUGCAUUAUACUGGAGGUAGCGAGCGGGUUGCAGCUAUAUGCCGUCUGCAGAACUUGUAUGGUCAAACAUUCACCGUCGUUGGAACUCAUCUGUACUGGAAAGGUUCUUGUCCUACACAGAGCCAUGAGGUCGAUGAGCUCACAACGGAACUUAGAGCUAUCCUUGACCGAGAUGAGCCGGUCAUUCUUUGUGGCGAUCUGAACAACCAUCGAGACAGCGACACCUUCAUGCGGAUCAGAGAUUGUGGUAUGGAGGACUGCUUUACCGCGGCAGGGCUAAAACCACCGAGAUACACAAGCUUGGUACCUCCGUCCUACGUAUUGAGCUCGCGGUCCGGCAGUUAUAGGCUACUUCCUGGUCGAGAAGACGAGAUCGACUAUAUUUUUGUAGGCGGUCAGUCAUCCGACUUGACCUUCAAAGUCGUCGAUGCAGUCGCGAUUGACUCGUGUAACGACGAGACUGGAAAUGGAGUUGUCACCGGUGCUGACUCCCGGGACUCCAGCGUAGCUGAGCGAGGAAUUCCCAAUAUGAGUCACGCUAGCGAUCAUCUUCCUGUUAUGUGCGAGGUUGAACUAACUGGCCCAUAACACGGCUCUCCCUGAGGGGUAUGUUAAAUACUCUGGCCAGUUUUUAUGCCAGCAUUUGAGACCCUACCACCGUUGGGCAGUACACUUUUCUGUUACUA